AUGACAGCUAGUCGUGGCGUUCUGGGUUCCGCAACCUUCCUUGUCGCCGUGAGCGGCUUGCUUGACCCGCCGCUGGUUCCGCCAAACGGACUCUCGCCCUUACGCCCGAGUGCCCCCAAUCCGCCACCGAGCUUGUUUCAGAGCGACACGCAUCGGGGGUAUUAUUGUGCGGGACCAUUGGCGUCGACGGCGCGCAGGCGCAAGAGAUGUCUCCAAGCGGGAAACGAAAGCCCGGGGACAGGUGGCGAAGGUGUGAACGCAGCGGCGGGGGGGCGCAGGCACGGGAGCGGCCACAGCAUGUUCGAUGCCGACGCGUGGAAAAACAUGCCUUCUUCUCCUCCACCAGUAACGGCGCCGCCGACCAGCCUAAACCCCUCCGCUGUACAGCUGAGCUCUAACGACGCCUUAGAUGGUGAAGGAGAGGAAGAGCGGGAAGAACCCACCAACGUGGACGUGGAGAAGCUGCCGACCUUCGUGUUUUUCGUUCGGGACAAAGGGCGGCAUAGGCGGGAGGAAGUUAUCGGUGGGCGCGACGCCCGAACCUGCGCGACUGAGCUAAGCGAAAGGUUAGCAUCUAUAUCGUCGCCGGGAAGCACCUGGACAAACUCGGGUUCUCUUGACGACAACGACUCGCCUCUACGGCCAUCUGGAGCGGGAGAAGGAGGCGUAGGUGGCGGUGCUGCUAGAACUAGCAGCGAUGGUGCCGCUGUGGUUGGGGGGGCUGCAGAAGGUCCAGAUCGUCUUGACUAUGAGACCGACACGGGCAUGGGACGCGGUAGCGGUGACAUGGUCGCAAAUGUUGAUGGUACAGGCAACCCCACCAACAUCGUGGAGAUUUCCGACAAGCGCGACUUGCUUCGCGUUCUUGGCGCGCUGGGGGAAGGGCAGGGCCCUGUGGUGGUCAUGUACCACGCCCCUUGGUGCCGCAAGUGCGCCUACCUCACCCCCGUGUUCCGCCGCCUCGCUGCCGCUCAGGCCCCCUCUGCUGGCGUUAGGGAAGGCGGCGGUAGUAGCAUCGAGAGGGGUUCAUCAGAAGGGCCGUUGUUCUGUCGUGUGGAUGUUUCCCACCCGUCGUGGGGGAGAAGACGUGCCGUGCGUGGUGCUAGCGUAGCUCCAUCUACGGUCGCUUCCGCAGGCACAGCAGCAGCAGCGGCUGCAGCCACAGCGGUAGCAGCCCGAGCACCAAACACGGCAGCCAUCGCGGCUGGGGCAUCGUCGCAAGCUCAAGGACUUGGAUUCGGCGACCGUGCCGCCGGAUGGGUGGCAGCUGAUGCCACUACCGCCACCGCGGAAGCGGAGGGUACAAUUGCCGAGACGGAGCUGCUACACGCCGGUUCGCAGGCCGUGGAGAACUGCGACGUCUGCGGCGGGUCCGGCUUCGUGCCGUGCGAGGAGUGCGGGGGGCGGGGUGCGGUGUCCCGAGCGAGCCCUGACGGGAAGCACACGAUGGCGGUCACGUGCCCCUCGUGCGUCGGCUACAAGCGGUUGCGCUGCCCGUCGUGCGGCGGGAAGUGUUACAUGUGUGACUAAAAGUCGCAGACUCAACAGCAAUGCAAGCGACCAGGGCAAGAGAGGAGACGUUAAACAUAUGCCUGUGUCGUUAGAAGUCUCCCAAGUGGGUAUCGCCCCCGCAAUCGCUGCUGUGUUUGUGGAAGGUGCGGAGCCGCUGAUUUUUUGUAUGCAGGCGCGCUUUCAGAUAGCGGACUUCCUAGAAAUAGAGUAGAUCUCGUGACCGUUGAAAUAUGGUGCCGGUGUGCCU
Molecule: messenger RNA, 1759 nt
Organism: Ectocarpus siliculosus
Lineage: Eukaryota; Phaeophyceae; Ectocarpales; Ectocarpaceae
Source: the annotation of a GenBank genome assembly